GUCAAAGGCAGGAAGGAGAAAAUGGGAUCAAUUCGAGUCAAAUGGAAAUUCUUGCAUGAGAUGAUCAUGCCAAUCAAUGAAUACUCUAGCCUGAAGGAGCUGCUGAUAGCCAAAGACUUGGAGGCUGUGAAGGCAUUAACUCAAGUUUGCGGAAAUGAUAGGAUUCUGCUGGCCAAAUCCUUAAUAAAUAUCUUUCGCACAGAGAAACAGGAGGCUCAUCUUAUUCGCACAAUGAAUGACAGGGAAAUUGAUGAAGAAUGUACUGUAUCAAAUUUGUUCCGUGCAACUUCCUUUGCUACCACGCUGAUGGAUCAGUAUAUGAAGAUGGUUGCUACAGACUUCGUGCGUCAUGCUACUAACUCAUUUGUUAUGAAAGUUAUAGAGUCAAGGCAAUCUUGUGAGCUCAAUCCAACCCUUCUUGACAACCCAGCAGAUGCUACUGCCAAUAGGGAACACCUCUUAUCUGUGCUUGAAGAUGUUGUUCGAAAUAUUUUCAUGUCAACAGACAAGUGUCCUUUGGUGCUUCGAUAUAUCUGCGGAUGCUUGCAGAAAAAAGUCAUAUCCAAAUGGCCAGAAGAUGAAACAGUUAAGACAAGAGUAGUUAGUGCUUUCAUUUUCCUGAGGUUGUUGUGUCCAGCAUUACUUAAUCCCAAGUGUUAUAACAUUAUAUCAGAAACUCCUUCAGAAAUGGCAGCAAGAAGUUUAAAACUGGUGGCAAAGUCCCUGCAGAAUCUAGCAAAUUUAGUGGAAUUUGGUGCAAAGGAGCCUUUCAUGGAAGUACUUAAUUCUUUUAUCCUUGAAAACAAGCAAAGAAUGGUCUUGUUUCUGGAUGAAUUGUCUAAUGUCCCUGAGUACCCUGAAGUAGAAGACUACCAAGUAGCAAACAUUGGAAGGGACUUGGCUAAUGUGCAUCAGAUAUGCUCUUCCCGUGCUGAGGAGCUUCGGGCAUUAGACCAGGCACAGGCAGCACAGGGGGAUCAGAGGGACCAGAAGAAACAGCACUCAUUAAAAAGACUUGCGGCUGUGACGGAUAUGCUGACCAAGCAUAAGCAGCACUAUUUAGAAAAUCAAGCUGUCUAAAUUGGGUUAGAGAACUGUGAAGUUGCCAUAACCAGCCAUAACAACUUUGGGUUCAAGAUCAAAUCAUAACUUGUGAUGCACUAAUUAUUACAUUGUUUUAAAUAUGGUUAGACCUUGUUUUAUAUGUGCAUCUCAUUAUAAUUGAAACAAAUGAGGCAACUGUAAUUGCAGAUGGGAUUGUGUGUUCUCAACAUGCAUCGUGGAUAUUCAAUUAUUACAGACUGUACACACACACUUGACAACAGAAGUGUCACCCCCUGAUCAGCGGAAUCAA
Molecule: messenger RNA, 1354 nt
Organism: Lingula anatina
Lineage: Eukaryota; Metazoa; Brachiopoda; Lingulata; Lingulida; Lingulidae
Product: ras GTPase-activating protein 1-like
Biological process (GO): regulation of GTPase activity
Source: RefSeq, a predicted model, not a curated record